This is a messenger RNA of Coregonus sp. 'balchen', 14785 nucleotides long. The record is from the annotation of a GenBank genome assembly. Lineage: Eukaryota; Metazoa; Chordata; Actinopteri; Salmoniformes; Salmonidae.
AUGUCCGGGGAGAGAAACCGCAGGUCGUUGGCUUUCAGAGGAGGUGGAUUAGCCGUAACCGGUUCCAGUGGUGUCGGGGGGAGCAACAGUAACAGCUGUGAGGCCCAGGCCUGUCAAGACCGAAAUUUGAACGGGAACAGACCAGAUCAAGAAGAGGAUAGGGAUCUGGGGGCAAAAGGACCAUCACAAGAGAGAGUGGAGGGUGGGGGGUCUGUCAGCGAUAGCACAGAACCAGAGGCUGAGGAGGAAGAGGACCCGGAAGGGGGCAUCUGGGCAGACGGGGAUGGCGAGGAUCGUGUCAGUUGGGUGGCAGUAACUGUCGGAGAAGACGAGUCCAGGAAAGGGAGUAGCUGGACAGCGGGUAACCGCCUGAAUAGCGAGGACGGCGCUGGCUUGGGCAGCGGUGGCACCGUAUCCGAGGACGAUAGAGGCGAAGCGGGGAGCGGGGGAGACGGGGAGCAGGAAACGGGUGGUGGCAGGAAAUGUUGGGUAGAAAUGAGACCGCAGACGUUACUCCAGAAACACUCGCUAUUCCAAGCUUCAUGGCGACAGGAGUUUCCAUGGCUUAAAUUUUGCCAGGAGACAGGUCUUAUGUCUUGCUCCUGGUGUCACAAUAUUGCCACUAAAAACGACGAGUUGGUGAAAGGCAGUCGAAAUUACAAGCGGGCCUUGCUUUUGAGACAUCACCUGUCUUCUGAGCACGAGAGGAAUGACCCGACCAAGCAGGUAAAGUGUCUACCGCGUCAUUUAUGGUUUUUAUUUUGAGUUUUGUCUGUAAUUUGGCUAAUACGCACAGCUGAGGUUCAGUUCCCUGGCAGUUCCAUUUCCCCGCCAGAGGCGAUCCAGCUGGCUUCCUAGUUAGCUAACGUUAGCUAGCUACUUGCUAGUUCUAAUAUGACAUGUUUGAUAGUAAAUGGUAGCUGGCCUACCUAAUGCUCCCAUGUUAAUCUAAAUACAUAGCUACAGUUCACGUUUAUUAAAAUGUGGUUAAUGGUGAGUUGACAUUAAUACAGAAACCAAUUACUAGCGAAACAAAUCUGGCUAGCCUGUAGCCCAGUGACAGUGUGACUCCCAUUAACUUGCUAUUCCACGUAAAAGUAAUGGGAGUCACAUUGGUGGCUAGCUACCUUAGGUUGUUAUUUUACAUUUCCAUAGCCUUAAGGACAGUACACAUCUAGCCAUCUACCGUUAACAUUUGCCUGGAGUCUUUUAUGUUUGCUUCUGUGCCAGAGUAAUGCACUGUAACCAUUCAACAAACGCUUUUGUUGCCCCAGCAACUACCUUGGUUGAUUGCUUGCUUGCUAGCUUUGCUAGCUGGGGAACCGCACCCCUGCCUACCCAACCCCCUUCCUCUGUUCUGCUUUGCACAGUGGAGAGCAGAAUGCAGAAUGACCUCUGGCGCAUUUCUCCCCUCCACCCUUUGGAGCCGCUAAAUUAGAGGCAUUGUGCUAGAUGACUCCCCAGAAUCCAUAGAUGGUGUGUCACGGGCUAGGUUGGACAGGAAGAGAGGUAAAUCAAGUACAAGCAGCUUGACAGCUAGCGACCCCUUCCUACCCUCCCUUCCUGACCCACAUGCAAUUCUUUCUGUGAAUAGGUUCCAAUAGGGUCAUACAUUAUAUAUACAAAAGUAUGUGGACACCUCUUCAAAUUGGUGGAUUCAGCUAUUUCAGCCACACCUGUUGCUGACAGGUGUAUAAAAUCGAGCACACAGCUGUGCAGUCUCCAUAGACAAACAUUUGCGGUAGAAUGGCCUUACUGAAGAGCUCAGUCACUUUCAUCAUGGCACCGUCAUAGGAUGCCACCUUUCCAACAAGUCAGUUCGUCAAUUUGUUUGUCCUGCUAGAGCUACCCCGGUCAACUGUAAGUGCUGUUGUUGUGAAGUAGAAACGUCUAGGAGCAACAACAGCUCAGCCGCGAAGUGGUAGGCCACACAAGCUCACAGAACGGGACCGCCGAGUGCUGAAGCGCGUAGCGUGUAAAAAUUGUCUGUCCUCAAUUGCAACACUCACUACCGAGUUCCAAACUGCCUCUGGAAGCAACGUCAGCACAAUAACUGUUUGUCGGGAGCUUCAUGAAAUGGGUUUCCAUGGCCGAGCAGCCGCACACAAGCCUAAGAUCACCAUGCGCAAUGCCAAGCAUUGGCUGGAGUGGUGUAAAGCUCGCCGCCAUUGGACUCUGGAGCAGUGGAAACGCGUUCUCUGGCGUGUUGAAACAUGCUUCAGUCUGACGGACGAAUCUGGGUUUGGCAGAUGCCAGGAGAACACUACCUGCCCCGAUGCAUAGUGCCAACUGUAGUUUGGUGGAGGAGGAAUAAUGGUCUGGGGCUGUUUUUCAUGGUUCGGACUAGACCUCUUAGCUCCAGUGAAGGGUAAUCUUAACGCUACAGCAUACAAUGACAUUCUAAACGAUUCUGUGAUUCCAACUUUGUGGCAACAUUUUGGGGAAGGCCCUUUCCUGUUUCAGCAUGACAAUGCCCUCGUGCACAAAGCGAGGUCCAUACAGAAAUGGUUUGUUCGAGAUCGAUGUGGAAGAACUUGACUGGCCUGCACAGAGCCCUGACCUCAACCCCAUCAAACACCUUUGGAAUGAAUUGGAACGCUGACUGCGAGCCAGGCCUAAUCGCCCAACAUCAGUGCCCGACCUCACUAAUGCUCCUGUGGCAGAAUGGAAGCAAGUCCCCGCAGCAAUGUUCCAACAUCUAGUGGAAAGCCUUCCCAGAAGAGAGGAGGCUGUUAUAGCAGCAAAGGGGGGACAAACUCCAUAUUAAUGCCCAUGAUUUUGGAAUACGAUGUUUGACGAGCAGGUGUCCACAUACUUUUGGUAAUGUAGUGUAUGUAUGCUGGCAGCAGCAUGGGUUGUCAUGGCACCAUCUGACCUUGUCACCCCACACAUUUAGGGAUUGAUAAGGGUUAUUAUGGUAUGUUGUUUUGUAUCAUAUAAUUACAAAGCUAUACAUUGUCAGAUUGUAUGUACAUGAGGACUGAAACCAUAACAGACCAUCACCAAGGCUUCUUUCAAAGAUUGAUUACUUGAAGAUGUUCCCAAUACCAAAAUGAUGAAUAUGUGCAUAUUGCUGCAAAUAAAUCACGUGUGGAAUAUUCAUCAUAGGACUAUGAAACACCUUCUGGGCGAGAUAAUACAUUCCACUUGUGUAAUUACAAAACCUGCCCAACUCCAUUACUACACAAUUACAAAGCAAUUACUAAAAAUCCUAUCUAACAAUGUUGUUAGCUACUGUAGUAAUUAUAGGGUUUUUACACAGGGUUAAAGUGUAAUCACAGCAGUGUAUAUAAAAAAAUUAAAAUAAACUACAGAGCCCAGUUACCAACUUGACAUCUAGGCCCUAUCACCUCUUAUCCUGACUCUGAUUCAAGCUGUCAGGGGAAUUAAGAGCAUGCAGCCACAAUUUGACUCUAAUUUGGCAGUGAAUUUCAAGAGGAUUGGAUCACACUGCCGGACCACCAUGGUUAGUUCCAUCCGUCCGAUACACUCAAUCACUAAUCAGAAUGACUUAAAGUGAAGGGAUCCACUAACUUGUACAUAUCACUAAUUAGGAGGGAAAGCAGUGGGAGGAGGGAUUAGAGAAGAAGUAGUCCUCCUCCCUGGAAACAAGACUACCCUGGCUGGUUGGCAACAAGACCCUGGUCAGGGUUUAAAGGUUAGGGAUAGGGAGGGACAUGACAGGCAGUAGCUGCCUUAUCCACCAUAUAAUCAAACACUUUGCUAUAGCCUAAUUUCAUUUUGUAGCUUUUUAAAAAUGGUUUUAGAUGCCCUUAAAAUCUAUUGAAUUUCUGUGCCGUUGUUAAUGUCAAAGGUAAAUAUGCAAAGAUGAUUUUUCCCUGUGAUGUUUUCCCCCAGAUAUAGUAGCCUAAUGCUGUUUUGAAUAUUAUUCCUGUGAGAACUACAUUGUAGCAGCACAUGAAAUGGCAUCAUUUUCUGCACCCAAUUCCGGACCAAAGUCUUGCCCAGCUGCGUGCCUGAACUAACUUGGUUAGCUCUGCUAUAGCGAGGGCACACAGACCAGAGCAGCUGUGGCUGACUGACUGUGGGUCUGAGGGUCUCAUACAUACAAGCCUGGGUCUGGGCUGUACAGCCCUGGUACGGUGGGUCUAUACAGCACAACCAUACUGUCCUGGAUUGGGUCGGAGCGUAGUGGGGGGGUGCAGGCCAGAGGAGAAGACUGGAGAGAGAGGGAGGUGGAGAGAGAGGGAGACAAUUCUUCCCUGGAAUCCGCCAAUCCAACGAGGAGCUGUUUGCAUUGUUGGGAGGCCUGGAGGCCUGCUCCCCUCCCACACCUUAGGGCCAGGCACACUGCUGCAUUGUUCUUGUAUCUGGGAGAUGGUCGGGUUAGGGGAGGGUAUGGAGCUAGCUGGCCUCAGGGUAGGGAUGUGAUGGUAGAGGAACGGGGGGGGGGGGGUGUAGCCACAUUAGCCCGGGCUCUCGUUGCCCGCAGGGCCCUUGGUUUGUUUUCGUUUCUGGGAUGUUGUUCCACAAAUUCUACUCUACCGGUUUUAAGAGGAAGUGUUUUAUAUUUGUACUUCUGGAUGGUGAGAGGUUAGCCAACAGUAGCCUACAUCACACAGUUAAGGAUUGGUAGGUAGAUCUACUGUAAAAGUAGUUUUAAUCUACUGUUUGUAUAGGCCUAGGCUGCAUUUGCAGUCAUUCUAGAAAUACGUCGAUAGUAAUAGCCUAAACACAGAUGGAAUUUCACAGAGUGCAUUCGGAAAGUAUUCAGACCCCUUCACUUUUUCCACAUUUUAUUACGUUACAGCCUUAUUCUAAAAUGGAUUAAAUUGUUUUUUUCCCCUCAUCAAUCUACACACAAUACCCCAUAAUGUCAAAGCAAAAACAGGUUUUUUGACAUUUUUGCAAAUGUAUAAAAAAUAUAAAACUGAUAUCACAUUUACAUAAGUAUUCAGACCCUUUACUCAGUACUUUGUUGAAGCACCUUUGGCAGCGAUUACUGCCUCAAGUCUUCUUGGGUAUGACGCUACAAGCUUGGCACACCUGUAUUUGGGGAGUUUCUCCCAGUCUUCUCUGCAGAUCCUCUCAAGCUCUGUCAGGUUGGAUGGGGAGCAUCGCUGCACAGUUAUUUUCAGGUCUCUCCAGAGAUGUUAGAUCGGGUUCAAGUACGGGCUCUGGCUGGGCCACUCAAGGACAUUCAGAGACUUGUCCCGAAGCCACUCCUGUGUUGUCUUGGCAGUGUGCUUAGGGUCGUUGUCCUGUUGGAAGGUGAACCUUCGCCCCAGUCUGAGGUCCUGAGCACUCUGGAGCAGGUUUUCAUCAAGGAUCUCGCUGUACUUUGCUCCGUUCAUCUUUCCCUCGAUCCCCACUAGUCUCCCAGUCCCUGCCGCUGAAAAAUAUCCCCACAGCAUGAUGCUGCCACCACCAUGCUUCAUCGUAGGGAUGGUAUUGGCCAGGUGAUGAGCGGUGCCUGGUUUCCUCCAAACGUCACGCUUUACAUUCAGGCAAAAUAGUUAAAUCUUGGUUUCAUCAGACCAGAGAAUCUUGUUUCUCAUGGUCUGAGAGUCCUUUAGGUGCCUUUUGGCAAACUCCAAGCGGGCUGUCAUGUGCUUACUGAGAUGUGGCUUCUGUCUGGCCACUCUACCAUAAAGGCCUGAUUGGUGGAGUGCUGCAGAGAUGGUUGUCCUUCUGCAAGGUUCUCCCAUCUCCACAGAGGAACUUUGGAGCUCCCACCUCCCUGACCAAGGCUCUUCUCCCCUGAUUGCUCAGUUUGGCCGGGCGGCCAGCUCUAGGAAGAGUCUUGGUGGUUCCAAACUUCUUCCAUUUAAGAAUGAUGGAGGCCACUGUGUUCUUGGGGAACUUCAAUGCUGCAGAAAUUUUUUGGUACCCUUCCCCAGACCUGUGCCUCGACACAAUCCUGUCUCGGAGCUCUACGGACAAUUCCUUCGACCUCAUGGCAUGGUUUUUGCUCUGACAUGCACUGUCAACUGUGGGACCUUUAUAUAGACAGGUGUGUACUUUCCAAAUCGUGUCCAAUCAAUUGAAUUUACCACAGGUGGACUCCAAUCUAGUUGUAGAAACAUCUCCAGGAUGAUCAAUGGAAACAGGAUGCACCUGAGCCCAAUUUCGAGUCUCAUAGCAAAGGGUCUGAAUACUCAUGUAAAGGUGUUUCCGUUUUUUUUUUUUUUUACAUUUGCAAAGCUUCUAAAAACCUGUUUUCGCUUUGACAUUAUGGGGUAUUGUGUGUAGAUUGAUGAUCAUUUAAUUUAAUCCAUUUUAGAAUAAGUCUGUUACGUAAUAAAAUGUGGAAAAGGGGAAGUGGUCUGAAUACUUUCUGAAUGCACUGUAUUUAAUUUAGAUUAUGAACUUCUUCGUCAACUGGCCUCUAGCCUACCAGUACUCUAAUCUUAUGUUUCCACCAUAACAUCACUGGGCCUGGCUCACAAUAAAUGGCCACGUCAGAGGUUGAUAUUCUCACCAUGGUAUUCUCAUUUGGACUCAGCCAGUCAGAGCAGGGUGCGAGACCUGCCGAUCCAGCAGCAUCUGCUCUCCAGCAGCACUAACACAGUCCGUAACACGUGGCACAUCUGGAUGAAGGAUGAGCUGAGUAUGGAGCUGGUGAGAGGAGGGUGUCCUAGCCUGACUCCCAUACCUCCAUACUGCAGUCCAGCUCCCAUAACCUAGGCCUACAUGCAGUGCUGUAGCAGGCCUUUACCCCAACCAUUGUGACCAGUCUGGGUUACUGCGGCAGUUAUUAGGGUUAAGACGUUAAAACUGCCUCAAUACCAGGACAUAUCCCUACCAUUAUGACCUGUCAGUUGUUGCGUCUUGUUAACCCAGUGAAUGUUACUGCCUAGUCACUUUUACCCCUACCUGUACAUAUUAUCUCAACCACCUCGCCCCCUACACAUUGACUUGGUACCGGUACUCCUUGUAUAAAGCCUCGUUAUUGUUAUUUUAUUGUGUUACUAUUUUCUCUUUUAUUUGCUAAUUGUCUUACUUUAUAACGCUGCAUUGUUGGGAAAAGGGUCGUAAGUAAUCAUUUCAUGGUCAAGUCUACACCUGUUGUAUUCGGCGCUUGUGACAAAUAAAAUGUGAUUUAGAGAUGGUAAAUAUGCCUCUUUAUGCAACCAGGAAGUAGGUGAUUUCACCACAGAUGGUUAAUCUGCCUGCUCAUCCGCCUCCUUCCGUAUACACGCACCUUUCAAAGUGUCAAUGCCACACCUCUCCAAAUACUACCCAUCCUGUUAGGGUAGAAAAUAAGGUGACGACUCUCUGGCAUUGAGCCCAUUGUAUGGUUGUGUGGAUGAUGAUGGAAUCAUUCUGCUUCUUCCUUCCUUUCUGUUAUCCUAUUCAGGGCUUAGCCCUUCUUAGAGAGCCACAUGCAGCCUGUCUCCCUUACACACACACACACACACACACACACACACAAGUGUCAAGUCAGGGCCUUUCUGGUUAAGUGGGAGCAAAGAGCAGAGGAGGCAUGGAGGAGCCAGGCUUUAGCUGCUGUAUGUAAUAAGAGUGUGUGAGUGCAGGGCCAUACAAAGAAACCCCAGUGAGGCACAAAGCAGCACUGAACAAUGAGCCUGGAAGAGAGGAGAGAGCCUAUUAUUGUGAGGGGUAAAUGGGGUGACCUGGCUCUCUAUCUCUUCCUCGCUCUCUCCCUCUCUCUCCUUCCCUCUAGCCCUGGUCCUGCCUAGCGUUAGCUAGCAGUGACAGAGAGCCUUGCUGCUCCUGAUAAUAACCCCCAUCCUGCCUGCCCGGACAAGGGCUUCCAGUCACUCAGAGUAGGGAGGGUGGGGACCUCCGAGGGCAGAGAAAUGGAUUUAAUAUAAAUUACUUGAGCUGAAAACCCAGCUGUGUAAGGGGAUUGGGGUGGGGAGAGAAAAUGUAGGGCUCGGGCAAUGUAAAUUACUCAGGAUUAGGACAUCUGCUAUGCAAUUCCAAAACGAGGCAGAAAUGUAUGCAGGCAGUGUGUUAGUGUUGUAACAGUUCAGUCAGUGCAGUGCUGUGUUCUCUCUGCUCUGUACCAGCUUGGCCUGCUACCCUGGAUGGGAAACUCCCAUGUACGGAUAGGGAAGAUAGCGGGAGGGAUGGAGGCAGAAAAAUAAGGGGUUUCUCUCCCAUCAGCCAUCAUAGUGACAGGUAGCGGGGUGGGGUUUUGGGACAGUUAAAUCUUUCUCCGUCUGUUAUGAUUGGUUGUAACACCAUGGGCUGCUGUCACAGACCCAGAUUAGGCCCUAUUUGGGGACAAAAAAUCUGCUUAAUCUGAAUCUGGGAACCUGCCCCAAAAUUUUCUGCCAAAGUGGGAGUAACAGUAACCUAAGCAGCUCUCUCACAGACUGUAUUUCAGUCUACUUUGGAGGUAGUGACCAAAUUUCCAGUUCCCACCAGGUGAAGCAACACCUCCCCCAUUAUGGAGCCAGUCAGACCAGUUUCACCCCUGCCAGGUGCACCUCUGUCAUUGUCCCUUUCCUUUGUGUGUCCCUACGCCAUUAAGCCUGCUCUUCUGUUUGUUUCUCUCUCUCUGUGUGUGUGUGUGUGUGUGUGUGUGUGUGUGUGUGUGUGUGUUGUCUCUACCAGGAGCUGGAGCGGCCUGGCUGUGAGGACCCCCCCCAGGGGACAGACAUGGAGACCGAAGACUACUACAGGAACAACAAACCCAACCAGGACUCCUACUGCUACCAGCUGCUGCAGGAGCUCAACAAACAACGCAAGGGAGGUAUCCUCUGUGACGUCAACAUCGUGGUGAGUGGAGAGGUGUUCCGGGCGCACAAGAACAUCCUCGUAGCCGGGAGCCGCUACUUUAAGACCCUCUACUGCCUGACCAAGAGCGAGAACUCCUCCUCCACUUCCUCCUCAUCCUCGUCAUGUGACCAGACGACCACAGUCACCGACACCCACCUCGACGUGGCGGCCGUGGCAGGUUUCUCUGUCAUCCUGGACUUCCUGUAUAGCGGUAACCUCCUGCUGACCAGUCAGAACGCCAUCGAUGUGAUGUCCGUGGCCUCCUACCUCCAGAUGACUGAGGUGGUGGGCUCGUGUCGGUCGUUCAUCAAGGAAGCCCUCAACAUCAGCAUCAAGCAGGAGGCCCCCGACUCAGUAGUGGUGGAUUACAACAAGAGGAGACCGGUGGCCAAAGACGGAGCAGGACAGGUGGGCUCGGACGGCAGCACCAACAAGAAGCCUGGGUGUAACUUCUGGGCCACCAGCAUCCUGUCCAAGCUGUCGAUUAAAGCCAGUGGUCAUGUCAAGGAUGGGGACCAGGCAGGGGGAGGCAGCGUAAAGGAGGAGCCCAGUGACGUGGAGCUGUCUACAGGGGAGGGCUGCGGCCUGGGAAGCUCGAGCUGGGGCUGUGAGAACUCAUCCGAGUCUGCUGAGAAUGAGCCUCCGAGCGUUCCGGGACCGGGGCCGGUGUUCGUCUGGAACGAGCCGGCUCCCGGGGCUGCAGCGGGCGGGGUGGUGGCGGUGAAGAGGGAAGGUCAGAGGGUGGAGCCGGGGAGCGGGCGGAGGAAAAAACAGAUCACACGGCGGUUCGUCUACAACAUCCCACCGGAGCCGGAGGAAGGGUUUGACGAGGGGAUGUUCAUCCAGCCCUCAGCCUCCUAUCCCAGGGAGGACUUCUCCUUCCUCUCUGAGAACGCAGGUACGUCACCAGUGGGCAGACCAAGCACUCAGUCCCCCCCCACUGACAACACAUAAACACACACUCAUUCUUUAGGUAGGCUGAACCAACAGUUCUUUAGAUGACCAACCAGCAGCCCUGGUUUAGUGAACAUGUAGGCUUAGCGUUUUCUGUGUAGUUCCUAGACUGACGUGGUAUGACGACCAUGCCUCUAGUCAUGGCAUUUAGAGUUGGUGAGGUCUGAGUUAGUCCAGAGGUUGGUCCUGGUCCACUGGACAUGGCAGCCUGCUAGUGCUAGUCAGAGAGGGUGACUAGAGAGAGUCACAAAACCCCGAGCAGACCUGGGUUCAAAUCAUUUCAAGUACUAUAUCUGUGCUCGAUUGAGCUUGCCUGGCUUAAUGGACCAAUAGAAUAGUCCCCAAACUGCAAAACCCACCCAUCUGGCACUUCAGGCAAGCUUGAGCAAACGCUCAUAGUGUUUGAAAGAUUUCGAAUAGUAUUUGAAACCAGGUCUGAUCCAGACUGAAGGCCCCAUGCCCUCCGCUAGCCGUAUAUCUUUUUAAUUAGCAGACAGCCUGAUAUGAGUAUGGCUAGCCUGUCCUUUUUAAGUCGGCCCCACUCCUCUCCUCAUCCUGCCGCACCAUACCUCAGAAACCCUGGGUAAUCUCUGACUCUAUGAGCCUUUCACGGCCUCAUACAGACACACGCUCACACACAGGGCCGGCUCUGCCCCCAUUAAGCAGUGUGCUGUAUGGAAUGAUAUCAUGUAUUAAGUGGGGUGUUUUCACUCCUAUUGCAGGAUAAUGUAGUAAAGCAGGGGACACAUUCUUCCCCCAGGCUCCGUUAAACGCAACACAAAUGCUCUUAUCUCAUGUUUAUUGUGGCGAGGGGUGUUGUCAUCAUUAAUGCAGCAACACAAUUCCCUAAUUUGGCACUCCGACCUCUCCCUUUCUCUCCGUCUCUUCAGCCUAGAUCUAUGUAUUAGACAUGCUCCAAUUUCCACGUAUUCUGGAGAAAAAUGCCUUCUAAAGUAGUAGUGAACUGUAGUAGUUUGUGUUACUAUGAGGAGAAGCUGCGGCUUAGCAUGGCUGAGCGCUUAGUAGCCUGGGUCGUGUUCAUUAGGGCACAUAUUUUUUUACAAAUAUUUCUUUACCGUUAUUUUAACAGGGAGUCACCAUUGAAAUCAAGGUCUCUUUUGCAAGGGAGCCCUGCAUAUACACAAAUUACAAAGUAAAAUACAAUGUAAAAUAAAAUACAAUAUAAUACAAAUAUUAAAGAAAAACGAUCACAUUCCUCAACAAGGAGGUCCCCACUCCCCAAUCAACAUGUUAAACUGCCAGAGGCUCCAGAACAUCCAGUUGUAGGGAACUCUGUAGAUUGUUCCAUACAUGGAGUACAAAUAAAUUAAAAGCAGAUUGACCUAACUCUGAGGAGACCAAAGGGAUUUGUUUUAAAACAAAGUCUCCCUGUUUCAAUCAGUUUUCUUCCGUUUGGUGCCGAAUAAACACUACCUAAGCUUUAGGUGAGACGAGGGCCAUCCCUCUCUGCUUUACCAGAGCAGAGCUGCUGGAUUUAUGGCUUGGUUCCUCUCUAAAUAAGGCCGUUGGAUUGUUUCAAAGUGCGGGCUGCCACUUUACACACACACACACACACAAAAUUACCUCCCAAUCCCUUGGAGGUGCAAAGCUGUCAGGGUCUGCCCCUCCCUCCCUCCCUAAUCCCCCCUAAUGCACUGGGGCUGUCCUCGCCAUUCCAAAUAUUGACCCAGGCAAGCAGGCAGAAUAGAGAAUGGAACCAGUGGUCAGGUACUUAACAAUAGGCUCUGAGGGCCAGGCACAGAGCUAGGGCUAAUUAAGCCUGUUCAGUGUAACAUGAUCUUCAGUGAGGGGCUGAGGGUUUCAUCCUGGCAUAAUCCACAGCCCAGUGGGAGAGGCUGCUGAAAACAGUGGCCUGGCUAGAGGAAGUGUUCUACAGACAGGCAGGCUAGAGAUUGGAUGACAGAACACAGACAGCACCAGGGUCGUAUUCAUCAGCACCAGGGUCGUAUUUAUCAGGAAUUAGGCACCAAACAGAAAAAAUGAAAGCAGAAUGAAACACCUGCAUGACUUGUCCAAUAAGUAAUUUUAUUAAUGUAUUUUUAAAAUGUUUUUGCUACAGCGUGCCCUGCUGAACACGACCCUGGGGAUAGGUCUGUAAACUGGGGGGGUUGUGGGGCCUGGUAUUUUGUGUACGUAAGGUAGUGUCCCUCUGUCUCCCCCCACCCAAAGCUUUCAGCCCCUCUUAUCAUAUCUGUGUUUCUCCGCCUCUCAUCCUCUCCUUCUCUCAGAACUGGCCAACCAGAUUCAGGACAGCCUCCUACAACUCUCCUCCCAGCAAGGAGAGUCCUGGGAGAAUGGUAAGAUUUGUCCUCUUCUUGUAUAAGAUGCAUUUACCUACUAUUAUACACUAUAGUAGUUGGUUUAGUGUCUGUUCAGAAAUAUGUUCAGACUUUGGUGCUUACAGAUUAGAGAUUACUAUACUUAUGAGCGAUUUGUUUUCAAACCUUAUGUCAUGAACCUAACUUGGUGGAUGGUUAAUAUGAUAAUGAUCGGAAUAAUCAUUCUAAGUGGCUCUGGAUAGGAGCUAAAUGACUAAAAUGUAAAUAUCCCACAAGGUGGCGUUGUGAAACGCACUGUAGCCUGUUGAACACAAACAGCACAGGUGACCUGCUUUUCCUCAGCCCCCUGGCAACCUGGCCUGCUUGACAACGCUUUUGUGUCUUGGCUCAAACAAAGACAAAGGCAGAACCCUAUCAUUGAGGUGGCUGUGCUGUGGUACAGAAUAGCGCAGCGCCUAGCCAAAUCAAUAAGUUAACUAUAGUCACUAUCUAUAGUUGUCUCUUGGGUUGUUUAGUGGUUAGUGUGGUGUUAUGGUUCCACUUUUUCACAUCAUAGAUUCGUCAAAUAUCUUUCUUCACAAUUGUGUAAUUGCUUAUCGAGGCUGUAAUAUUUGCCCACUUUAAUUUGAACCUUGUUGAUAUCUUGUGAAAUGUGUUCAUAGCAGCUGAGGCACCUCAUUUCCAAACAUUUUCUUAGACAUUCUUUCUUUCCUUCCUACACGAAUCUGGAAUGUUUUAUGUCAGUGGUAAAACAAUUACAUGUUUUCGGUAGGGAAAUCACAUUAUACUUAUUUUAUGUCCCCUAGGCAGUAGUGUUGCCAUGGCAACUGACACAGUUUCUAGUAUUUAAUGGAGGUAUCUCUUGAGUGUUUUUCCUUUCCAUAAACACCAUGGUAAACAUGAUAUCCCCUCACUGGGUACCCCACAGACCCCCCUCACCACACCCAACAGCUCCUCUCUUUUAUUGGGAAGUGAAGAACCAAGGGGUCCUACCGCCAGAGACUGGGGUGGCUCUUCAAGUAACUGCCCCAAAUUCCUACCUUCAUUGUCUGUCAAAUGUGGGUUUGAGCAACUGAUUAGAAAGCAGCCUCCUCCAUAACCUGUUUGUGUUUUUCUCCUCAGGCGAGUCAUCCGACACGGCCCUGAAUAAGCUCAAGUGUCCCCACUGUAACUACAUCGCCAAGCACCGGAGAACACUAAAGAGGCACCUCAUUAUCCACUCUGGUGUCCGCUCCUUCAGCUGUGAUAUCUGUGGCAAGCUGUUCACCCGCAGAGAGCACGUCAAGAGACAUUCCCUGGUAAGACCCUACACCUUACCCUACACCCUUCCCCUAAAACACACAGUACCUCCCCUAACUGUUCACCCGCAGAAAGCACGUCAAGAGACAUUCCCUGGUAAGACCCUAUAUACACAUCACCGUGUCAUAGCCUCCCUCUACACUGUCACCUUCCUGUCAAGAGACAUUCCUUGGUUAGUAGAGGGCCUGAAAGGGAACCUCACCUCCCCCAAACAUAGCUGUCCUCCACAUUCUCACCUUCCCCCAGACAGCUGACACCUGAGUAGGGUUGAAAAAUGAUGGUAACUUUCUCAAGAUUCCCAAGUUUUCCAGAAAUCCUGGUUGGAAGAUUAUUGUAUUCAGGAGGGAAUAAUCAGGAAAUCUGAAUCUGAAUCUUCCAACCAGGAUUUCUGGAAAACCAGAGUAUUUUGGGAAUGUUACCAGAUUUUUGCAACCCUACACCUGAGUCUAUCUCCACACCCCCUCUGUCCCUAAAACACCCAGCACCUUCCUCUAGCUACUCACAUUCCCUGGUGAGUAGAGGGCCUGAGUCCUUCAGACACCCUCAACUUCCCUUAGCUACUGUACUGACAUUCCCUGGUGAGUAGAGGGCCUGAGUCCUUCAGACACCCUCAACUUCCCUUAGCUACUGUACUGACAUUCCCUGGUGAGUAGAGGGCCUGAGUCCUUCAGACACCCUCAACUUCCCUUAGCUACUGUACUGACAUUCCCUGGUGAGUAGAGGGCCUGAGUCCUUCAGACACCCUUGCCUGCCUCUAAACACCCAUCACCAUGUCCUUGUAACCAUGUCAUCUUGGAUUUCCUUAAUUACAUUUUUUUUUUUUUUUUUUUUUUUAAUCACACCACCUCCCUCUUCAAAACAUUAUUACACACAUACAUACCAAUGCACUCCCCCUCCAUCACUCUGUCCUCCACCCACCCUCCCUCUCUCUCCCCCCCUCCAUCACUCUGUUCUUCACUCUUCCUCUGUAGAGGUCUCCCCCAUGUAUUUUGCUACAUUCAUUUGCUCCUCAGAAAUAGGGAAGUGGGAAAUAUCAGAUUGAUUGGGGAGUGGCAGUUUCCCACUCAUAUUUCUGAGUUGGGCACACAUUUAUUUAUUUUAGUUUUUCUGACUAUUCCAGGAGCUUAGCGUGAGUUUCUAAUUUCCACGUAUCAUUCCGACAGCACAUGAACACAGCAUUAACCCUUGUCUCUCUCUCUCCCCCCUCCCCAUCCCUACAGGUGCACAAGAAGGACAAGAAGUACAAGUGCAUGGUGUGUAAGAAGAUCUUCAUGCUGGCGGCCAGCGUGGGGAUCCGGCACGGCUCACGGCGCUACGGCGUUUGUGUGGACUGUGCAGACUCCCACCAGGCCACGCAGGAGGGCCUGGAGUCCAUGGAGGGGUUCGUCCGCGAAAACGACGACUUCGGAGAGGGGGAGGAGCCUGAUGAGGACAUGGCUGAGGAGGGGGAAGAGCCUAACGGCAACGACCAAUCCAACUGGGAGGAGGGCGACACUGGUGCUGCCCUUGAGAAUGAGUAG